UGCACCCAUUCACAUGUUGCCGUCUCUACUGACGGUAGAGCACCGCUAUGGAUUCCUGCUUGAAAAGUAGAAUCGGGGAGGUGUUACUGCCGGGGGACGUGUUCUCGUUCGAGGCGGCGGAGGUUAUUUCUUUAUCCGAAACUGUGAAAAGCGAGAAAGUGAUCUGCGGUCCGGGACUACGGUGGAAUGGAGGCGACAUCCUGGCCUAUAAAUGUGGGAUUCUCCGGCACAAGGCACCGAGUAUGUACUGGAUCGACUCCCAGCAGAGACGGUACGUUCCAACCAAAGGAGAAAGUGUGAUUGGCAUCGUAACGGUGAAAUCCGGGGACGUCUUCAAAGUGGACGUGGGCGGGAGUGAACAGGCAACGCUUUCCUACUUGGCGUUCGAGGGCUCCACGAAGAGGAACAGACCCAACGUACAGGUGGGAGACCUGGUCUACUGUCAGUUCACCAUAGCCAACAAGGACAUGGAGCCGGAGGUGGUCUGUAUGGACAGCUUGGGACGUGCUAAUGGCAUGGGGGUUUUUGGAGCAGAAGGACUUCUCUUCAAGGUCUCCCUGGGACUGGUGCGCAGGCUGUUGGCCCCUGAGAGUGACAUUAUGAAGGACGUGGAGAAGCUGUUUCCUUGUGAGCUGGUCGUGGGGAUGAACGGCCGCGUGUGGGUCAAAGCCAGCAGCAUCCAGCGGACCCUCAUCAUCGCCAACCUGCUGGAGAGCUGCGAGAACAUGACCUCCCAACAGAGACAAACCCUGUUCAGGAGAGUGACAGGGGGGUCGCUAUAACACCUCCUGCAGCCUUUUGGACCAUUUCUCCUUUUUUUUUUUUUUUUUUUUUUCCUUCCUUGUUUUUGUCGAGGAAGUGCCGCGGUGCAUCGUGUGGGCUCAUCCGGAACUGUGGAUACUCCCAACAGACUUUAUAUCAUUCAGACACCGGAGGAUUUUAUUCUUUUUGUA
Molecule: messenger RNA, 953 nt
Organism: Lampris incognitus (smalleye Pacific opah)
Lineage: Eukaryota; Metazoa; Chordata; Actinopteri; Lampriformes; Lampridae
Gene: exosc3
Product: exosome component 3
Exons: 4
Coding region: 48-782 (244 amino acids)
Biological process (GO): TRAMP-dependent tRNA surveillance pathway; exonucleolytic trimming to generate mature 3'-end of 5.8S rRNA from tricistronic rRNA transcript (SSU-rRNA, 5.8S rRNA, LSU-rRNA); CUT catabolic process
Cellular component (GO): cytoplasmic exosome (RNase complex); nuclear exosome (RNase complex)
Molecular function (GO): RNA binding
Source: RefSeq, a predicted model, not a curated record